This is a messenger RNA of Prorocentrum cordatum, 1097 nucleotides long. Lineage: Eukaryota; Dinophyceae; Prorocentrales; Prorocentraceae. The record is from the annotation of a GenBank genome assembly.
AGAACCUGAUUUGGCUCAAGGAAUGGGGCCCAGAGGGGAGGUACAAGAGCAGUCUGGUACAGUAUACUGUCUUAUCACACUUACCGACCACGUGUAUUAGGAACCAUGUUCUGUCAGGAUUGUGGCAAGAAGUCUGUUGAGUGCAUCUGUUCCCGUUCACGGAGUCGGGGGAAGGAUAAGGAGGACCCACCAGCAGCGCCCCCAGCUUGGUGGGCCGGCGCCGAAAGCAGCCUGUUGGAGAAGCAGGAGGAGAGGCUGAAGGUCAUGCGUGAUCCUAUCAAAAAGGACGUGAACGUUUUGAAGGAUGACGUCACGGGCAUCAACGAGGCACAGAAGAAGCUGGAGGAAAGGGUGGGGAUAAUCGAAGGAGGUCAGAGUUCAGGCCCUUGGCAAGCAUCCUUUGUGGAAGUCAUGGGGUUGUGCAAAUGGGAGGAGAAGGACACGAAAGGGAUGACCAGGAAGGAGGCCUCCGACUUGAUAUCGGAACUGAAGGCCCAGCUCGAGCCAGGACUACGUGAACAUGUACGGGAAAUGCACCUACGGGGGCCCCGUAAUUACUCCAUCAAGGUCCCCAUCACGCCGGCCUUCCUUCAGGAGAUCCGCGGCUGUUGGAACGAGUACCUGACGAACGCGGGGAAGGUGUGGAACAUCGCGGACUGCGUUCUGUAUGUUCGAGCCGAGCGACCCCCCGAAAUCCAAGCGCAGUAUUCCAAGCUCGGCUUGGUCAAGGACUGGGCGAAGGCGAACAUCGACGCGUCCAUCGAGCAGAACGUAGGUUGGCAUCCAGAUUUCAAGGUGGAGGUGACCUCGACUGGGAUGGAGAGCGGUAUUCUUUGCGAAGUGCAUGUUGGGGAGCAUGUCUCUUGGCACGAGGACGGUCUUCGUAUCUGUGGCCUGUCAGAGAAGGCCGCCAAGGACGGAGUGAAGCACAUCCGGAGGAGGGGAGGCAAUAAAAAACAUUAGGGGUGCCCGCCGCUGCAUGCGAGCAGUGAGGGGGGCUCCUGCCCAGUGAUUUCUUUCAACGUUCACAAAAAACCACACAGUGAGAUUCCUCGGAUAUCUCGGAGUCUGCGUCGCGUGUGCUCUGGAGAGUGUAU